This is a messenger RNA of Haplochromis burtoni (Burton's mouthbrooder), 1904 nucleotides long. RefSeq names its product neurotrypsin-like. The record is from RefSeq and is a predicted model, not a curated record. Bases 1 to 774 code for a protein of 257 amino acids. NCBI's taxonomy places the organism in Eukaryota, Metazoa, Chordata, Actinopteri, Cichliformes, Cichlidae. The transcript has 5 exons. Gene Ontology annotation, cellular component: membrane.
AUGGUAUAUGACGGUGACAGCAGGGAGAACACACGAAAGGAACAUGGGGGCCAGGAGGAAGAGCUGGUUAUCCCUGCAGCAGCAGGUUGGGCUUCCCUGCUGCUGCAGGACUGCCUGGUCUACUUAUUUUCACUCCAGAGCGAAGAGGACCAUCUCCUGGCUCUCGGGGUGGAUUGCCUCUCUGGGGGUGCUGGUGCCUGGGAGUAUAAAGUAUGUAUGGGGGAGUACAUCAGAUUAGCCGGGUCUGGAUUGACUCAGUGCUCUGGCAGAGUAGAAAUCUAUCACAAUAACAUCUGGGGAACAAUCUGUGAUGAUGGCUGGGACUUAAAUGCUGCUGAGGUGGUUUGCAGACAGUUAAACUGUGGACCGGUACUGGAAGCUCAUCAGAACGCUUACUUUGGUGAAGGAACUGGAGAAAUAUGGCUUGAUGAAGUGACCUGUUCAGGCAGUGAAGACUUUCUGACUGACUGUCCCAACAGUGGAUUUGGCAACCACGACUGUGACCAUUCUGAGGACGCUAGUGUCAUCUGUUCAGAUGCCCUCUCCGAAGGUGUGACACCCAGUGAGAAAGUAGGAAGUUGGAGGAAGUUCUUGGUGAAAGUGAAUCUGGCUGCUGUCGACUCCUCCGUGGACAUGAAAGACCCAGCUGUGAUGGAGUCUGUCAUGAAUUCGAUCAAAAAUGAGUUGAGAGGUACGGCUGACGACCUAAAAGUGAGCUGGUGGAAACGUCCAGAAAAGAAAGAUAUCAAAAAACAAGAGGCGUGUACUCCAUAGUUUACACUGUUUGUUUCAAUAGCUGGAUAAAGGCGGCUUACAGCCUGUAAAACUGAUGUGAUUCAUUUAAUCUUUACUUUUCACAUGAUAUCUGUGUGACUGCUUGCUUUCUGUUGUGGUUCAUAAUCUCUCUCGUUUGAUGACUUAUUUCUCUGAUGAUUUUCCAAAGAAGACGAGCUCUGUUGGUGCCUUCAGAGAAAUAUUACAGUCAAAUAUGAAAUUUAACAUUUGCUUUGAAUUGAGGUCAAGUGAAGAGAUUUUCAAGGUAAGGAAGUUAUAUUUCCCUGUGGUUUGCAUCAUGAAAAACAAUAUGGAAAUAUGUCUUCCUUGCCCAUAAUGAAUUGUUCUUUGUCUCUCACAAAGUUAAAUUCAAACCAAUUUAUCUGAGAUGUUUUGAAGUGACUGAUAAAUUUCAUCCGUGUGUUUUACCAGGACGCAUUUCACAUCAAACCUGCAUAUUAACUGAAGCUUCAAAUAUUUUUGUCUAUGUUAGUGAAAAAAGCAUUUCUUUUUAAUUCUUGGUUUUAUUGCAUAAUGAAUUUACAUUGCAUGAUCGCUUGAGUUAACCUACUCUUCCCUUUUCCGUGGUUUUAUUUCAUGAGUGUUCUGAGAUGUGCAUUACUGCGCAAAAGUCUUUGGCCAUCCCUUCUUUUUUAUAUUUUGUGUGAGAAAUGGAAGAUAGAAUCAUUUAAUUAAAACGUGCAAAACUCUAUAUAUAGAUGCAUUUUUGCUUGAAUAAUUAAUACCAGUGUUAUGUGGCUUAUCAAAUAAAAAACAAAAAUCAAAAGCAUUCCACUGGAAAUGGUCUGGUUGAAGGGCUGGAUUGAAAAUAAAUGAAAAAGCAGCCAAUUUCCAGAGAAUAACUCAGAAAGCCUUGAAAACUGUUGCUCAAGAGCACUUUAAAAAUUAGAAGAAAGUCUGUUUCCUUGGAAGUAAUAUAGAGAAAUGAGGGGUGACUACACUUUUUUCACAGCACUGUAAUUAUGUUUUGUUUAGUUGGUUGAAUUUAUAUGUGUCUUGAAUGCUGUAGCCAUGUUACUAACACUAUUAUAAAUCAUCAAUAAUGUAUCAUUAUUAUGUGUGAGAAUAAAAGGUUCUUGAUUCAAAAAUACUCGGUGAGCCUUUUGUGU